AUGGCCCUGAUGGAUUCUCUAGAACAACUCAGACAAUUUCAGGACAUAGUUUGCACAAGGUACCUGACAGACAACGCGACCCUGCAGAUACUAGAGCAAGCAGAUCCAGCAGCAUCAAGUAGACUAGCCGAUGCCAACCGCACGAAUGAAAUUGUAGCCACAACAGAACAAAGAGAAAGGAGAAAAAGAAAGAAAGAAGAAGAAGACGAAGAGAGGAAGAGAAGAACAAAAUCAAGGGACGUGGGCAUUGACAAGAAGAAGAUAAAGCGGCAAAAACAGGAACGUACCAAUAGCACGCCAGGCCAAGAUGAACUCCAACGGCAGGAUGGUGUCAACAACCCCAAAAACAAGAAUGAACGCAACAAACAAAGCAACCUCACAACAGACAGUGCUACAACAACAACUACCCCAACACAAGCACAAGAUACGAUCGACGUCAGAACCAGUGAAGAGGCUCAGCUGGAGAACAAUCAAGUCAGCAGUCCCGUCAACCAAAUGCAAGAGGUUGACCCACAAUCAACCGUUAGUAUAACAAACAACAAAGAAGAAGAAAACAACGAAGAGGAGAUCACCAUCACGAGUACAAAGGAGAAAGCCCAAGACAUCCCAGCCGAUGAGAAACUAGAGACUGUUAUAUCUGACAAAGAAAUAGUCGAUGCAGGCACGAAUAACCCAGUCAUCAACACAGAGGAAAAAAACGAGUACGUUGAUCUCGAAGAUCAAGAAACAGCACAACCAAAGGAAACUGGAAAACACGCAGAACUUCAAACAACAACAUCUGAAGAGGAAGAGGAAGCAAGCGAAAGCACUGGCAUAGACAUUGAACAAGAAAAACAAGAGGACAACAUGAGACAAGGAGAAGCCGCACAAGAAGCUCAAGAGAGCACCAACAAUCAAGACCAUCAAACACAACCAGAGGAGCCCAAUGAACAACCCGAACAUGUUCUUCAAACGCUACAAGACAAAAACGACGGCAGCGGCGAUGAACUCCAAAAGAAAGAACAAGAAGAUGCCCAAAAACCUCCACUCAACGAAGAACAAGCACAACAAUCAGUAGCAGCAACGAGAACAGAAGCAGCAACCACUGAGGAGAGUUGCAAGACAAAAACCAUGACAGUGACGAUGAACACCAAAAGAAAGAACAAGAGGAUUCCCAAGAAACCACACUCAACGAAGAACGGGUGGAACAGCACAAUGGAGAAAGGGGGCAAAGAUAGUGAUUCCGUCAACAAAGCCAUCGAAGACCUGUACAACGCUGUAUGCAAGCCAUGGACAAAGAGAGAAAUGGAUGAGCUUUUCAUUACAACGGACAAGUUUGAUGUCAAUCUAGGCCAUGUCGCCGAAAGCUUCAAGUUCCUUCUACCAUGCACAAUAGAAUUCUUCAACAAUGUAACCAGCAAAUUAAUUAAAAUCUGGAAGCACAUAAGCACAGAGCUACAGCUUUCAGAAAAAAGCAUCGACCAUUUCAAAAAGGUCAAACUGCAGGUGCCACUUCAAGGAGAAGACAUCAGCCACGCUGUCGCCCAAGAAUCUUGCAUAGACCACGAAGAAAAUGAUCCGCCAAUAAAACCAGAUCAACCACCACCAGACGACAAGAUACCACACCAUGCUGAAAAGGAAACGGACGAGCAAAAUAUCAACAGCAAUAUCCCGAGCACAGAGCAACUGGAACAAACAGGCACUGAUUUAAAAGAGGAUGACAGAAGCAACGACGUACCAAAUACACAACAACAGGUUUUCGAGCAGAAGAAACAGCCUGUUCUUCUUCAAGAAAAAACAGGCUCGACAAGCAAUCAGCAAGGCACCUCCAGCACCAUCUCUUUAGACUUCCUAAAACCAAAAACAAUGGAAAAGCAUGAAGAAGUUGAUGAAUUUCUUUCAAGCCUUAACCCGCCCCAACUAGACGAAUACAACGAAUAUGUAAAGGUGGGCUUUGAGUUCAAUGUAAUCAAAACAUGGCUCAAUGACUAUGAAAGCUAUGAAUUCAACAAAGAUGCCAAGCCAUAUCUGAGAAUCUUGCAGCAAGAAUCAGGAGAACAUUCGAUGCCUCAAUCAUCUGAGAACAGCUCAGACAAGAAAAUCUCGGUCAAGCAGAGGCCGAUCGUGCUCGGUGUUAAAACUGGAGAAGAAGAAGGACUAGCAGAAUUCAAUGAGGAGGAAGCAUUGAAACAGUUUGCACCCCUUGUAACAGGGAAGGAACUUUUAAAGAAAAAGCUGUUUAUGAUACCUCACAACACAGCUAAACACUUCACACUGUACGUGCUCAACAAGUACACGAGCUCCAUCGACAUACUUGACUCACUGAAUUACAGACACGGAGGAGGAAAAAAUACAUGGAAACACACCAUAAGGAUCACCGAGAACUGGCGCAUCCGUAGGGACAGUGAAAGCACGCAACUUACUGGAGCCCAACUGAAGGCAAUAUUUGGUCCAAGACCAGCACAGACGAACAUACCACAUCACAUGGAAAAGAGGGUGCUCGAUGACAUAGCAGAAAUCUGGGAAAGCAGACAAGAUUCAAAAGAGAGUGACAGAGUAAUAUUAGGCCCAAACUUUGCAGAGCAUAUACUGAAAUUAUAUAAAGACAAAACUACUGUUGCAAAAUUUAAAAGUGAAUUGCAAAAAACAAAGAAUCAGCUCGUUCCCAUGUAUCUCAAAGAAAAUCAACGAAAAAAGCUCUCAACAGCAAACAUGAUAUUCAUUUCAAUGGAGAAGCAUGACAGCUACGUACUAUAUGUGCUGGACAAAUACAAACACAAAGUCCACAUUAUUGAUCCUCGAGAAGCGACUCCAGAGGAAUUUGAGAAAGAAAAGAUAGACGUGGAUAAAUUGGAUCCAAAUGAAGCAUGUCGAGUUCUUCAGGAACAUGAAGACGCUCAAAAAGAAAGAGAAAGACAGUUUCAGGAAUAUCACGCUCAUAAGUUGGCAAUCGUAUCUAGGAUUAAAGAAGUCUUCAACACCAUACUUGAACAAACAAUUAAUCCAAACAAAACAAGAUGGCAGAUUCAUACCAUGCAAGAUGUUCCAGUGGUGGAAAAGGGCGAAUCACCAUUUGCUGUUUUAAAGCUUGCAUUCCUCUACAAUGGUGAAAAGUUCGUCGAGGACCUGGAAGAUUUGACAGAUGAGGUCGAAGACUGGAGGGCAGAGGCAAUGUACAUUCUCUUAAGUAGCGAGAUGAAUCAAGUCAAAGCUAGUGAAAUGGGUAACGAGAUAAGCAAGAUCUUCAACAAGAAUGAAGACUAA
Messenger RNA from Aegilops tauschii subsp. strangulata, 3243 nucleotides. The record is from RefSeq and is a predicted model, not a curated record. NCBI's taxonomy places the organism in Eukaryota, Viridiplantae, Streptophyta, Magnoliopsida, Poales, Poaceae.